This is a messenger RNA of Oncorhynchus masou masou (cherry salmon), 8827 nucleotides long. Its product is annotated as interphotoreceptor matrix proteoglycan 2-like. The coding region runs from base 383 to 6505 and encodes 2040 amino acids. Gene Ontology annotation, biological process: proteolysis; visual perception. The record is from RefSeq and is a predicted model, not a curated record. Lineage: Eukaryota; Metazoa; Chordata; Actinopteri; Salmoniformes; Salmonidae. Gene Ontology annotation, molecular function: hyaluronic acid binding; heparin binding; cysteine-type peptidase activity. The transcript is spliced from 39 exons.
AACCAGGAAAAGCUUGAAAACAACGGCAACCUUUGCCAACAACGUGUAUUUAUGAUUUUAUGGGCGUUGCAAAUAAUCAGCAAGAUGAUUUGGAGAGUGCAGUAGCUGUGUACAUUUCCCGUCUCCUCGUUCUUUGGUCACGCGUGUGUAUGUUGCACUAACUCACUGUAUUACCGAAUUCAUUGGUCCCAGAUUGCUGGAGACAGAAUCAAACUCCAAGAUUCCCGUCAGCAGAAUGGAUCCAUCUCUUUGGAUCAUGGCCAGGUGGCUUUAGCCCAAGCGGCAAUGGACAGGCAGGUCCAGUUGGUCCUCACGGACGUUUUAAAGACUGAACAGGGGCUGGCCUACCUGGACAAGAAAAGGCGUGGCCUGAUGACUGACAAUGGAGAGAGAAAGAGAGAGUCGUGGGUGGGGAGUGGGCAGAGGAGGGUGUCUCCGAGCAGCAGAGAGGGGGGAUCGGAGAGAUGACCCCCAAUACAGAAAGAGACCCCAUGACCACGACACACCCACCUCGACCCGCAAGGAGACGAGGUCACACCAUAGAGGGGGGUCAGAGGAAGAAGAGGAGAUGAAAGAAGUCAUAAUAGGAGAGGAGAAUGAGGGUAGUGUGUCAGGGAGGCGCAGGUCCGGGGUACCUUUGGAGGAGGUGACCUUUACUGAGGGGGACAGGCACCAGAAAAAGCGUUACCCACAAUCCACCAGGACCAGGAAGUUCAAUUCAUGUUCAAGUGAAUCCACACACGCUGAGAGCGAGAGAUGUAGAAGGGAGUCUGGGCUCUACUGUAAUGGACAGGUGAAGGAUGGAUGGAUGAAGGAUGGCGUAGUGGAGAGCUUGACCACAGACACCUCCAGGCGCUCCAGGGGGAGCGUGCUGCGCCUAUCCGGGGAGUCCAGAGGCGUGGGAGGACUGCUCCCAAAACGGCUCUGUCUGGAGGGGACAGGGGGCAGAGACACCAAUGUAGCAUCCAUAGAGGUAGAGGUGGAUCCCUCCGACUUUGACGGGACCUUGAUGGUUGUCACUGUGGGGGAAGACGAGGAAGUUGUUAGCCCCUCUAACCCCAGCUGUGGAAAGGAGAGGAGAGGAACCCUGAGGCUGUGCCUGUCCUCCAGCCAGGAUAGGUCGCCCAAACCCAGCCCUGCUGAACCCAUUGUUCUCUCCAGUGAUGAGGAGGAGGUAGUCACCCCACCCCGCAGUUCAGUCCUUUGGCCACAGACUGGCGCUAGUGAUUCUAAGCCCCAGAGAAAUCAUUCUCAGGAACAAAUGGUGGCAGAGAUGCACUCUCAGUUGGUGCCUGUGGUGGUGACCGGAUUUGGGGUUGCCCCCUUCCCCAGCACUGAGGACUCUGAGAAUAUGGGCCUGCCCUUCUUUUCCCUGCACUGUGGGGGGGUCCGUGGGGAGGCCAGCGGGAACCUCAGGAUCACAAACCAAAGAAUCAUCAUACCAAUUCAAGAGCCUUCGGGCCUGGUAGAAGUGAUGGUGACUGUGGAGCGCUGUCAGCUGUGGCGGUACAGCGUCUGGGACUGGGAGGAGCUACAGGAGAGAGGGCUGGGGUGGGAGGUUGAGGGGGAGAGGGGGCAGCUGCCCCCCGCCCUCCUCCUCCUCUACGUGUCAGACACCCAGGCAGCCGCUGUCCAAGAAGACCUGAGUGAGCUGUCAAUCAAACAGGCCUUAGACCCACCCACUGGUCAAGCCAGUCCCUUUCUCUUGCUCACUCUGUGCGACCCUCUGGAGGGGGUGGAGGGGGCACUCCUUCGCUCCAUCCUCGACAUCAUCUGUCUCAACAACACCCCGCACGUUGACGCUACACGGCUCCGUGGCAGCUCUCCUGCCAACUGGGUUGUUGACCUCCACAGUCCCCUCCUGUCAUUGGAUGACAGUCUGGUGCUGGUCAGCAGAACUGGACUGGACCCGCAGCUACUCUCCCUACUGGGCCAUAACAGUGCCAAGCCUGGCACAGAGCCAGACCAGGACCAAGAACCAGAACAGGACAGAGACACACAUGGGCUGGAGCUGGACCCUCUGGACAGAGAGAUGGAGGGGGAGUCCCAGACGCUACCAGACACAGAUACACAGAUGGAGGAGGAGCAGAGGGAGGGGAGUCCAGUCCAGCCCAGACCCGUGUACACAGUGUGUCACCACAGAACCAGAGGUUCCUACUCUGUGUCCCUGGGCCCCAAGCCUGGCUCCAACUGGACCCGGUACACACACCAGGGCCCCACACGCAGGUUGAUCCAGUUUCCUCCACCGCCUUCCAAAGGAGGGAUCACCGUGACAACAGAAGAUCUGGAGUGCCUUGACAAUGGCCAGUUCCUGAAUGAUGUCAUCAUCGAUUUCUACCUCAAGUAUCUGCUCCUGGAGAGGGCUCCACAGGAUGUGGCUGAUCGCUCUCAUGUCUUCAGUAGCUUCUUCUACAAGCAGCUCACACGCAGAGACAACGCAAGUGAGGACAGUACCAGCAUCUCAGCACAGCAGCGGCGGCACCAGCGAGUGAAGACGUGGACACGACAUGUGGACAUCUUCAAGAAAGACUUCCUGUUUGUGCCUGUCAAUCAGGAAGCCCACUGGUACCUGGUGGUGAUCUGCUUCCCUGGCCUGGAGGAGCCCCAGUGUGAGGAGUGGCGCAACCCAGCCUCGCGGAGGGGAACAGGGGGGGAGAAGCCAGGCAAGGCCCAGGCUGAAGAGGAGGCCUCCGGGUCUGAAAAGCUUAAUGGUAUCACUGAUGUUCCCCCUGGUCCCACCAACACUGACAACCAAGACAAACUGACUCUUACAGUUUCAGAGAGUGUUGUCCAGGGUGACUCAGUACUCCAGCCCCCUCCUGGUCCUCCGGACUGCACUGAGAAGACCUGCCACAGAGAGAAUGUCUGUAAAAGACCCUGCAUUCUCAUCAUGGACUCCCUCAAGUUCUCCCUCCAUGAGCGUGUCUUCAAACUCUUACGGGAGUACCUGCAGUCAGAGUGGGAGGUGCGUCGGGGGUCUGUCCGUGAGUUCAGUUCUGAGCAGAUGAGAGGCUCCCACUGUAAAGUCCCUCUACAGGACAACAGCAGUGACUGCGGCCUAUACCUGCUGCAAUACGUUGAGAGUUUCCUGCAGGACCCUGUGGUGCACUUUGAGCUCCCCCUGCGCCUAGAACACUGGUUCCCACGGCAACAGGUGCGGAGGAAACGAGACGAAAUCAGGGACCUGGUGCUGAACCUGUACAGACACCAGAGGGGCACGGUUUCAAACCAGGACCAUGGAGCUACCCACCGGCAGAAGCGCAAUGUCCUUUUCCCCAGCGGGGUCAAACUCUGCGGGCAGGAGAGUGUGCAACAAGCCAUCGCAAAUCAUCUCAGCUACUUUCACCUUCGAGUGUGUCAGGAGACGGUGUGGGAAGCCUUCAAGAUUUUCUGGGACCGCCUCCCGAACCAGGAGGAGUACCAGACCUGGAUGAGGCGGUGCCUGGACGGCACGACCACCGCUCUGGAGAUGGGCAACAACUUCAGCCAAUCAGAGGAGCACCUGGCUCUGGUUGAAAGUAGAAUGUCAGUGACGGGGUUGAAAAGUGAUGCCACCAACACAUGGUUACAUAUGUGCAGCACCCAGACUCCAGACACAGAACAGGAGGCUCAAGAGGUCGUCAGUGAGGUCAUCAUAGAGGAGCCAGAGGCUGCGGAGGCGGAGCCUUCCAAAGAACCCACAAAUGACAUAGAGAUGGAGGUGUUGGCGCGGGUCCACCUGGAGCAGGUGGUGGAGCUGAGUAUCCUGUUGAAGGGAGAGACGUACAGCGAUGCUCUCAGAGACCCUGCCAGUCUCCAGUACCAGACACUCAACCAGCAGUUCACUGACAAGAUAAAGGAUGCUGUGGGGGGACUGCCAGGCUUUAAGAGUGUGGCUGUGCUGCAGUUCAGGCUUCAGAAGGAUGCCCAAGGGUUGGAUGGUGUGGUGGUGGUCUAUGCGGUGACAGUGGAGGUGGAAGGGGAUGGGGUGAGCAGUGACCAGCUGGACUACCUGACCCUGCAGUCCAAUCUGGUGGAGAACUCCUACAGAGAGGUGAAGGAGAGGAACUACAUCACUGAGGCCCAGCACAACAUUAUCAGUGAUACAACUCUGGUCCUCGACCCUGACUCACUGCAACUAUAUACUGUGUCCAGUGUUACUGAGUCCUUUGAACCCACCCCUGGAAUACCCGAGGAUUACACCAACGGCAGUGUGGAGGACAUUUUGGCUGUUGAGAUGACUCCAACCGAGGUUGAAGCACAGGAUGUAACGACGGGGGAGAAUGAUGUCAUUGUUGUAGAGGAGAGCAUGACCCUCCCCUCUGAGGUGACCAUCGAUGACACGGUGUUGGGGAACACCGUGUCUACAGAGAGCCCUUUGUUGGAGGACCUCCCUACAGACCCAACCUCCCCUGAGCAGCCAAAGGGUGCUACGCUCCCCGAGCCUCCUCUGGAGAUUGAGGCCUCUGGUUCAGGUGUUAAAGUACUGAAGGACUUGCACUUCCAGCCUGAGGAAGAAGAAGCCAUAGAAGAAGAGCCAGCUCCAGAAGAGGAACUGACCAUAGAAGAAAAGGCAGUUCCUGAAGAGGUAAUCAUCGAGGAAGAUAUCCAAACAGAGGAAGCAGAAGCGGUGGUCUCCGAGGAAGAUCAGGUAGAGGAAGAAACAGUGGAGGUCCCUGACACAGUAGAGGUUCUAGAAGAGGAAGCUGGACCCUCUGAAGACCUAGAGUACUCCAUCAUAGAGACGGAGACCAUUGAAGGGGUAGAGGAAGAGGCCCCUGCCUUCGUCCCUGUGGAAAUGAUGGAAGCUCCCGAGCCAGUAGGGGGCCUCGGUGUCCCUGAGAAUCCCCUUGCCAUUGCGACUCUGACCCCAGAUGAACCUGAAGAGGAGACUAACGUGGUGCUGGCUUAUCCAGAAAUACCUGAAUAUGGAGCGGAAAUUGAGAGCUUAGAGGGACCAAUCAUCGAGAAGCCAUUAACUAAAGUGGAUGCUGAGGAAGAGGUGGCAGAAGAAGUGGUCGUUGAAGUUCCGGACAUUUCUGAGAUCUCGGAGGAGGACUUGGUAGAAGACGAGAUCUUAUUGGUCGAUGAGGCUGCUCCGGACGCCACCCACACCACCCCUCUCUCUGCGGAGAAAGAGUCACCCUUCACCCGAGUCUCUGAUUUCAUAGUAUUGGAGGAGGUUACAGAGGCCACAGCCCUGGACACAGCCCCAGAACCAGAGGCAGAACAGGAGGACCAAGGGGUCACCCCAGCUCUCAUACCCGCCGAGUACCACCCUGAUCCUGACAUUUCUAUCACUCUGGAGCUGCAGACGAUAGAUCCUGUGACAGACUAUGACCUGGUCCACUUCGGCGGGACAAACCAAACAGAGGAAGGGAGCAGUGGGUACCCUUCUGGAGUGGUAAAUGGUACAGACCACAGCAUUGCCAUGCCAAUCAACCCUGGGCGGGCUCUGAUGGUGUUCUUUAGGCUGAGGGUCACCAACAUGAUGUUCUCAGAUGACCUCUUCAAUAAGAGCUCUGCAGAAUACAAGGCCCUAGAACAAAGGUUCCUCGAGCUGCUGGUCCCCUACCUCCAGUCCAACCUUACUAACUUCCAGAACCUGGAGAUCCUGAACUUCCGGAAUGGGAGUAUCGUGGUCAACAGCCGGAUGAAGUUCGGGAGGCCGAUGCCUCGCGGCGUCAACAAUGCAGUCUACUUGAUCCUGGAAGACUUUGCUAACACAGCCUACCAAACUAUGAACCUGGCCAUCGACAAGUACUCACUGGAUGUAGAGUCAGGUGACCAGGCCAACCCCUGUAAGUUCCAGGCGUGUAAUGAGUUUGCCCAGUGCUCUGUGAACCGCUGGUCUAGCGAGGCGGAGUGUGUGUGUAAUGCUGGCUACUUCAGUGUGGAAGGUCUGCCCUGUCAGAGCAUCUGUGAACUGCAGACAGACUUCUGUAUGAAUGACGGGAAGUGUGACAUCAUACCUGGACAGGGGGCCAUCUGCAGAUGUCGUGUAGGGGAGAACUGGUGGUACCGUGGAGAACACUGUGAGGAGUAUGUGUCAGAACCUCUGGUGGUCGGCAUAGCGAUAGCCUCUGUAGCAGGUUUCCUACUGGUGGCAUCUGGUGUGAUCUUCUUCCUGGCGAGGACACUACGGGAUCAGUACGAUAAGGAUGAGGCCGAGGACCCCAUACGGCGAGGGGAGAGUAUCCCGUCUCUCGAGAGGGCCACUAAGUACAACCCCAUGUAUGAGAGUGAGGCCACGACGGGCUACAGCCACUACUACCGCCGCUACCCAGAAGCCCCGGUCUACAGCAGCGCCAGCGCCGAGGCCUCCACAGACUUCAGCAGUGAGGAGAUACGCCACAUCUACGAGAACAGCGAACUGACCAAGGAGGAAAUCCAGGACAGGAUACGCAUCAUCGAACUCUAUGCGAAGGACCGGCAGUUUGCAGACUUUGUGCGGCAGCAUCAAACUGCCCUGGAUACACGCAGACAGAGCACCCUUGAUAAACGCAGAGAGAGCACGUCCACGUAGCCCUGAAUGGGACACUAAGCUGUAUGCUGGACAACAAGGUACCUUAUCCUUAACUUUGCUCUUUCCCCGCCCUGCUCUUCCUCCUUUGUCAGUGCCUUCUCUCGAUUGGGUGAGCUCUGCUGGAAUGGGUGUGGUGGCUGUGGGCAUAUCUGCUGCUCAUUGGAUGUCUUCCUUUGGGGGAAGACCGGCCCCCCUCCAUCUGGAAUCAUAUUCGUUACAUGACAUUAUGACAAACAAAACGCAAUGCUCUCUAGGAUACCUGUUCUUUAGGUAGCAGAUAAGACAUGAUAGAGUAUUACAUUUGCAUUUAAUGUCAUAUCUCACCCAGUUGUUGUUGACGGAAGAAUGUAGCACUGUGAAAGUGUAAAUAUUUAUCCCAUUGGAAUGUUGGAUAGGUACUGUAAUGUGUGAUUAUCACUCUAUCUGCUAAUGUGUUGUAUGGACUGUUAUGGUUAAAGAACUGUAUGAACUAGAGACUUUUCUUAAAGGGAUGGUCUAUACCAGGGGUGCACAACUCAGGACCUCAGGCCCUCUGGCAACUCAGGCCCUCUGGCAACUCAGGCCCUCAGGCCCUCUGGCAACUCAGGCCCUCAGGCCCUCUGGCAACUCAGGACCUCAGGCCCUCUGGCAACUCAGGACCUCAGGCCCUCUGGCAACUCAGGACCUCAGACCCUCUGGCAACUCAGGCCCUCUGGCAACUCAGGCCCUCUGGCAACUCAGGACCUCAGGCCCUCUGGCAACUCAGGACCUCAGGCCCUCUGGCAACUCAGGCCCUCUGGCAACUCAGGCCCUCUGGCAACUCAGGCCCUCUGGCAACUCAGGCCCUCUGGCAACUCAGGCCCUCUGGCAACUUCUGCAGGGACUAAAAGCAGCAGAUAUUGUUGCCCUCUGGACCAGAGCUGUGCACCCUUGUUCUAUACCCAGCUGGAGGUUGUUGGAGAUUGAGCUCAGUUGACUGGCCAGUGUCUGUGCUGUUCUGGGUGCUAUGGGAUCUCUGUUGUCUGAGUUUCUGGCUAGUAGUAAGCCUAGGUAGUGUUCUCCUGAAGUUGGGAGAAGCUAGUUGGAUGCACUCUGUGGGCAGAUCUUAAAUCUCAGCCCACUAUGGCUCUGGUGAAAAGUAGUGCACUAUAUUGGGAAUAGGGUGUACUUUGACAUUUUAGGAAAAGUGGACAAAUGAAGGGCGAAUCUUCAAUUUUUGUUCAGCUGCAAUAAUUUUUCCCUCCUUCUCUAUCCCUCACUCUCUCUCUACAUCAGGAAGCAGUUGGAGUUUGUUUUCUGUAGGAAAAAAAAGUAUUAUGAGAGAGAGGGGGAGGGAGGGAGAGUGGGAGAGGGGGAGAGAUUUUGCUGAAGGACCAAAAUAUAAGUGAAAACACAUUUAGAAUGGAAACAAUCUUCAAGGGGAUUUGAUCAGGCAGUCUGUUUCCAGAUAUGUGUUAGAAAACAUUCAAGAAAGUAUAUCAAAUGUACAUGCGUAAACAACAUGUGCUCUGUGGAGAAGCAAACUCUUAGCAGCGGCUUUUAAAUCAAAUAAAAAUGAACCAGAAAUGUCAAAAUGGUCCAUUCUGUAACCACUAGUUUGGACACCGUCCUUGCUUUACCCUGUAAGUAUUUCACAUGAAGAGGACUGGUUUCCAGUGAAUCCUCAAAGUUGCAUCUCUUCAUGCUGUAGGUUUACUUUUCCACAUUUGUUUUGACUGUGAAUAGUCAUAGGAAAUCAUAAGAAUACACAGGUUUAACUCAAAUGGCAACAUAUUCCCUAUAGUGCACUACUUGCCUAAAAUAGUGCACUAUACAGGUUAAUGUGUCCAUUUGAGAUGUGACCACAGACAUUUAAGAUGUUUCCUGAUUUAGGUUUACAUUUCAUGUUAUCCUGUCCUUUUCUCUCAGGCUUCUGUAUGUCUCCACACAAGCGAGAACACGGGUUACUGUGGUUGAGCACAAGCUUACCUUCCACUUAUGAUAUCGUCAUGCCUUUUCAAUCUGUGUGUUCGUUUUUAAACACAUUUUCUCGUGUGCAUAAACUGGUUUUCUCAACAUUCUCUUCCUUCAUCGGGACUCAUAGCCAAUGGGAUGGAUCCAGAACGCUGUGAUGUAAAUACUAUCCGAGUGUUGUGGUAUGUUCUUUACACUAGAAUGUCAACGGAAUGUGCUUGAAAUGUUGACAUGUUUUGUUGUACAAAAUGAUAUGAUUAUUUUUUAACGUAAGCACGGGUGGAUAUUUAAACAAAUAUUACAUUACUACUUGCAGUUAUGUCAAUGUUUAUUCUUAAAAAAGAAAGAAUAAAAUGAAGCACUAAAUAAAAAGACACGUUUUCUACUAAA